This is a messenger RNA of Pisolithus orientalis, 690 nucleotides long. RefSeq lists its product as uncharacterized. The coding region runs from base 1 to 690 and encodes 229 amino acids. The record is from RefSeq and is a predicted model, not a curated record. The transcript has 7 exons. NCBI's taxonomy places the organism in Eukaryota, Fungi, Basidiomycota, Agaricomycetes, Boletales, Pisolithaceae.
AUGCAUGGCGUGGGUACUAUGAUCUGGGCUAGCAACUUCAACGUCACCUCACGUUUUGAAGGCAGUGAGGUCUACCAUGAGGCUGCCAUGGCCAACGUCCGCCUUGAGCAGACGGCGUCAACGAUUCUACUCCACCCGUAUCCGCGCGCCGACAUCAGCUCCCAAGCUCAUUGCUCGAGCGACUAUGAAUGGAUGCAGAACCAGGAAACCACCAGUCCUUGUCUGCUCGUUGCCUACGUUAUAUCGACCUGUGCCGGAACCAAUUGGACGCUGCCUGUCUUACUACCGGGAUCUCAAUACGACGGCCCCGCUGGACAAACGGUCACGCCCUGCUCUUGUUCUUGGUCCUGCUAUAACCUGAUGAUGGCGUGCACGCUUUGCCAGAGCACCAACAGUUCAGACGGUUAUAACUUGCAGACGUACUUCCCCUCCGGCUAUUCUAUAGCGGGAAACCAAACUAUUCCCUACUGGGCCGCCAUCAAUCCAACGAAUUGGGAAGGGCAAAUCUGGAAUGAACAAGAAGCUUAUCAGUACUACCAAGAAAGUGCCAUCGUUGGAGGCACUGUGGGCAGUGCUGCAUUUGUUCUUCUCCUAGGUUCUGGGACCUACAUCCUGUGUAAACGCCAGCAGUAUCGCCGCGUCCGAACUCCUCCGGUGGCAGAAGUAAAUGGAGGGCAGAACCCGAACUAG